CCAAGGUAUAUUGUAGAACUCCGACGCCAUCACUCUUACGUUAUCUGGUGCUUGCUCAACCCCAGGUUCCAGCCUAACAACGAUCAGAUUUGAAAUCCGAGUGUCAUGUAGUAUGAUGAUAGAACGAACUCACACGGGGAGACAAACUGGAAAGCCGCUAGGUGUAGGGCUGUAAGGCUCUAUGGUACCCGGCUACUCGAAUGAGACCACAUUUCAAACGGUCGGGAGCCUCCAGGGUAACGCAAGUGAACACGCCCGCAAGCGGACUUGUCUUGCAAAAAAGGAAAUCUCGAUUGGUUGGUGUGAUGCAUCCUUGUCACAGUCAAGGUAUAGCAACAUCAUAUAACAUUGUCAACCUUCGCAACACACCAAGAGACAGUCGCAACAUCAAAAUAUUAACACCUCCGGCCCCCACUGCAAGCUCACUGCACACUCAAUUUUUAACAAGCUGUAUACAGUCAUUAGAGAUGACUAGCACCAUUUUUGAAAAACGCGGAAGGGCAGCGAGCCGAGACAUGACUUCGAGCCCACCAAGCUUGCGAAGCUCGAAUAGUUCCCACAACAGUGAAGCAACACGAAGAAGAGUCAAGCAUGUCAUCGACUGUUGCCGGCGCCGUAUUGAACGCUUUACGAACGCGUCUCGUUCAGAAGUAUAUGGAGAUGGAGAAAGCGUGGAUUCAUCCUCCUGCUUUGAACUACGUCGACCAAAGCUGUAUAGCCUCCCUUCGCAGACGUACCCCAGGCGAGCGCCAACAUCUCGACCCCGACCCCUGUGUACAAUAAAUUCGAAGCAGGCGAGCUACCUUUUCUACAUGGACGCAGAUAACCGCCCAUUCAUAACCACGCCACCGUAUUUGGACGAACAAGAGACACACCACGGGCACAUUUCAGCCCUCGUCACUCCAGUCUCAGAGUGAUUUCACCACUCUCUCAUCGUCUGCUUAGUCGCGCUAUCUAGGUACCCGGGCAGAUUGAGCUCUGAACAUCUUACAGAGAUGGGCUUUCGAGAAUGAAUUAUCUUGCACGAAGAAACGAAGCGUUGUGUUGUUUAGCAGUAACAAAGGGCACAUAAGCAUAGAAAAUAGAAGCCGCUUUCUAGUAUAGUCUGCCAAUCUGACAGUUUUGGUCUAUUCGAACGCAG
Boeremia exigua is the source of this 1141-nucleotide messenger RNA. RefSeq lists its product as uncharacterized. NCBI's taxonomy places the organism in Eukaryota, Fungi, Ascomycota, Dothideomycetes, Pleosporales, Didymellaceae. The record is from RefSeq and is a predicted model, not a curated record. Bases 201 to 917 code for a protein of 238 amino acids. The transcript is spliced from 3 exons.